AAAUAGAAAACCAAACAAAAUCAACAAAAUUCCUCUCUCGGCUCUCUCUCUAUUACCAGUUACCCACUGUUACUCUUCUCCCAUCUCUCUCUCUCAGUCAUUGGGGAGAGUAGCUAGUAAGCAAAAGAUUAGGAGGUGCGCCAAAAGACCUUCAAUCAAAUACAGCACUCCACUCUCACUCCGCCUCUCCGACCUGGAUAGAUCCUAAACCUCAAACACCAAUCUCUUCUUUCAUCCUAUGUGACCAUUGCCCUGAAAAGCUAUCCAGGCUUUACUGGUCAUCUUUUCCAGAUUUUGAGCUGGCAUAUUUCGAUUGGUUUUAGGAAUUUAUGGGGAAGAAAGUUAAGAAGAAGGCUAGAGCUCCUCCAAGGGAGAAGUUGGUGGCAGCCGAUUCCCCAAAAAAAGCUCCCCAACAAUGCAACCCAAGUGUUAAGGAUGGUGACAAUGGAGUUUCAGUUGCGAAAGAGAGAAGGCCUUGUCCUCAUGUUGACAAAGGUGUAAAUUUGGAUAAAUUGUCUGCUAAAAUUGGGUCUUCAGGGCCUGUUAGGUGUGAAUAUUGCAGGGAAGGAGCGCUUGAUAGGAGGGGCGGUAAGGGAAAGGGAAAACAUGGGAAGAAGAAAGGGAGCUCCUCCGUGGAUUCAAAAUCAGAGUCCAAAGCCAUUUGGGUUUGUUUGCAGUGUGGUCAUUAUUCUUGCGGUGGGUUUGGACUUCCCACAACCCCUCAAUGCCAUGCAGUUCGGCAUGCUAGGCAAACUCGUCAUCCAAUAGUGAUCCACUUUGAAAAGCCGCAGAUGCGAUGGUGCUUCCCGUGCAACAUGCUUAUUACAAUUGACAAGACAGAAGAGGAUGGUGAACAAAAAGUUGUGUUUGCGGAUGUUGUUAAAUUGAUAAAGGGUCAUUCAUCGGAGGAAUCAUUGGUUAAUGCUGAGGAUGUGUGGUUUGUGAGUGGCAGUUUGACAAGCGAAAUCAAAUCAGCUAGCAAUAUAUCAUGUGAUUUGGAUGGAAGAGUUGGUUAUACGGUGAGAGGCUUGGUUAAUCUUGGUAACACUUGCUUCUUUAAUUCUGUCUUACAGAACCUUCUAGCCAUGGAUAGGUUGCGGGGUUACUUCUUAAAUUUAGAUGCAUCUACUGGAGCUCUUACUGUUUCCUUGAAGAAACUCUUUACUGAAGCAAAACCAGAGUCAGGAGUUAAGAAUGUGAUAAACCCAAGGUCUCUUUUUGGGUGUGUUUGUUCCAAGGCUCCCCAAUUUGGGGGGUAUCAGCAGCAAGACAGCCAUGAAUUGCUUCGUUGCUUACUGGAUGGAUUCUGCAUUGAGGAGUUGAGUAUGAGGAAACGUAUAAAUUCUUCUCAGGAAAAUGGGAAUCCUUCAAAUUCGGGUCCUACUUUUGUCGAUACUGCAUUUGGGGGCCAAAUAGCAAGUACUGUUCGCUGUGUCGAAUGUGGUCACUCCUCAACUGUGUACGAGUCAUUUUUAGAUCUGUCAUUGUCAGUUCCAACCAGAAAAUCCCCAUCUAAGACUGCCCAACCCACCUCUCGAGCAAAUAAGACGAAGUUGCCGCCCAAGAGGAGUGGAAAGCUUCAGUCUAAAAAUAACAAAGAGAAGAAUUCUGUACCAUCACCAAGUGUUCCAACCCCAUCAACCAGCAGUGAGGUUUCUGAACAAAAGGAAUUAGUUGUAAAUAGUCUAUCUGCUGUCCAAGAAUCUGCAAAUGAUGUCUGUGAGGAUGCAGCAGAGCAAACAUCACCUUUGUUAGAUGACUGUUCAUGGUUGGAUUAUCUUGAUUCGGGAAAUAUGUUAGAUGACAAUGAUUUAUCUUCACAAAAUAAUGAUAUUUCAAAUUUUCAAGAUUCCAAAAACAAGAAUACACAUCUUAAUGAUGCCUCUCUACUGAGUGGCUUUGAAUCUAGUAAUCAGGUUUUUAUGCCUAAUGGGGAACCAAAUGUAAAACCUGACUUUUCUUCAGUGAAUUCUUGGGAGGAAGAGCUCCCAUUACAGGUUCAGGAUUCUGAAGUUUUGUUGCUUCCGUAUAAAGCAGAGUGUUCUAUCACUGAGGAAAUCAUGGGAGGCGAAGGUGAGGCCUCCUCCUCGGUUGUGGGUUGUGGACAAGACGACUUUGGCUUUGGGGAUUUAUUCAACGAACCUGAAGUUUAUGGCCCACCUACAAGACCCUCUGUAGGUGAGGGGGGCACGGACACUAGUAUCAUAGCUAGCGAGUCUGAUCCAGAUGAAGUUGAUGAUACUGUUUCUCCAGUGUCUGUAGAGAGUUGUUUGGCUCAUUUCAUAAAGCCUGAGCUUCUUGCCAGUGAAAAUGCUUGGCAUUGUGAGAACUGUUCCAAAACUCUUCAACGCCAAAAGUUGGAAGAAAAGAAGCAGGUAAAAUCUGCUGCUAAAGUUUUGCUAAAUGGAUGUGAGACUAGAACACAAGGUGAUUCACUGAGUUUAAAUAUGGGUCCGUGGCCUGCCGAUGUCAGAAGGCUUGGUAAUGGGAAUGUCAAAAGCAAUACUGGUUGUAACCAGUUUGGUGAAAACUUGGUUUUGCAUGAUGGAAAAAUAAAUUGCUUGAGCCAAAAUUGCUCAGCAAUUGAGAAUGGUCAAUCACAUAAGUUGAAUUCUGUUGUUUGUAGACGACAAGAUGAGUUUAAAGAUGCUCCUCCAGUGCAAUCAAAUACUUCAGAUUGUGAUCAAGUCAUUGAUUCUAGGGCUGAUGAGUCUAGUAGUGCUAGUUUCACCGCGGACACUGUACCGCAGACUAAUGAUGGGAUAUUGGAUGGACAUCGUGAAUCUGAAGAAAGUGAGGAUGAGGAAAUAAAUUCCAAACGUGUGAAUGUGAUGAGGAAUGCGACUAAAAGGUGCUUCAUCAACAGGGCCCCACCUAUUUUGACUAUUCAUCUUAAAAGGUUCAGCCAAGAUGCUCGUGGUCGCUUGAGUAAAUUGAACGGCCAUGUCAGUUUUCGAGAAAAAAUUGAUCUUAGGCCAUAUAUGGAUUCCAGUUCCACAGAUGGGGAGAAGUAUGAAUACCAGCUAUUGGGGGUUGUGGAGCAUUCUGGAACCACGAGAGGGGGCCACUAUGUUGCAUACGUGAGAGGGGGCGAAAGGGGCAGAGGAAAAGCCGAGGAAGAAAAUAUUGGUCAUGUGUGGUAUUAUGCUAGUGAUGCACUUGUGCGUCAGAUUUCCCUAGACGAGGUUCUUCACUCUGAGGCCUAUAUCUUAUUCUAUGAAAAAGUUUGAGGCGAUUCCAACUUUCAAUAGGAUGUUGCUGGUGAUUCUAAAGUUCCAGUUCUCAGCCUUCAAGCCACCUGAGCUUCCACAUGGGAGAAACAAGAGAUUGAGAGCGAGUGAGAGAUAAGAAGAGAGUGAAGGUGAGUGAGAGAAGGAAGAGAGCGAGAGCGAGAGAGAACAGAGAGAGAGAGAGAGAGGAAAACCAGAGGUGAGUGUACAACUCCGAUUCCCAUAUGUUUUUUUUAUACCCAUUCUUUGAAGAUGUAUUGAUCAUUUAGAUGUAUACCGCUAGUUAUAUCAGCAGAAAACGGGGUUUUCAUUCUUUUACAGCCCCAUUGCCCCAGGAUCAUUGGCUGCAUCAAUUACUCAAGAUUUCUGAUUAAUAUUUGUUGUUGAGUAAGAUUACUGUCUUAGGCAAGAAGCAUUGCUCAUUUGAGCUUCAAUUAGAAUUUCUUUUCAUCCUUUA
This is a messenger RNA of Pyrus x bretschneideri (Chinese white pear), 3687 nucleotides long. Its product is annotated as ubiquitin carboxyl-terminal hydrolase 2-like. The record is from RefSeq and is a predicted model, not a curated record. Gene Ontology annotation, biological process: protein deubiquitination. Gene Ontology annotation, cellular component: nucleus; cytosol. The transcript is spliced from 3 exons. Gene Ontology annotation, molecular function: cysteine-type endopeptidase activity; cysteine-type deubiquitinase activity; zinc ion binding. Bases 330 to 3230 code for a protein of 966 amino acids. Lineage: Eukaryota; Viridiplantae; Streptophyta; Magnoliopsida; Rosales; Rosaceae.